Linum tenue is the source of this 506-nucleotide messenger RNA. Lineage: Eukaryota; Viridiplantae; Streptophyta; Magnoliopsida; Malpighiales; Linaceae. The record is from the annotation of a GenBank genome assembly.
AAUUCCCAAAAUCGACCAUCCUCAAAUGAUGAAACAGUUCCGCCCAUCUCCUUGUGUAAUGUUCUGGUUAAAAUUAUAUCUAAAGUUCUGGUCACACGGCUAAGGCCAUUUCUUGAUGAACUUAUUGGGCCAUGUCAAAGUAGCUUUCUGCAGGACGCUCUACACAGGAUAACAUCAUUGUAGCUCAAGAAAUCAUUCACUCUAUAAAGAACCGCAAAGGUAAAGGCGUAGCAAUGGCAGUGAAGGUGGACCUCGAAAAAGCUUAUGACAUGAUUGAUUGGCAAUUCUUGGAGGAUACUCUAUGCUUUUUCGACUUUCCUUCCUCAUGGGUGCAGCUUAUCAUGUUCUAUCUCCACAACUCUCGAACUGCAGUUCUCAUCAACGGGGAGCCCACGGAAUACUUUGCCCCAACUAGAGGUUUACGCCAAGGUACAAAUACACCGAAAUAGGGACAUGGUGGCAACAAAAUCACUUGGGUUCAGGCUCAAAUCAUCUGACAAAUUGGU